GGUUGAUUGGAUUGCCGGGAAACGGAAGCUGAGGGAUAAAAACCGAAAAGCAGGCGCAAGCCCGCUAACAUUUUUAGUUUUGGCUUUCUAAAAAUUUUGAAACCCCGCUUCUUCUCCCCGCCCUCACUCACAUUCCUUAUACUAAACCCAAAAUUUCCCCCCGAUCCCAUCUCUGUUUCUCUUUCUACGCGCUUUCACUCCCCCCCCCCCCCUCCCACCCCCCUCUACUUCUUCCAUUUCUCUUCUACUAAAUUCCCUCUCUAGGGUUUCUCCCCCAAUUCCCAAUUCUCCCUCUCUUUACCCUCUUCUCUCCUCUCUUCCUACAAUUCCGCCUUUCUGUCUCCUUUCCUACUUCUAUGGCCUCCGUUAACAUAGAAGACAAGAAAGCUGACGACGAAGCUCCUGUCCAAACACACCAAGACACUAAGAGUCAAGAUACUUCCCAAGCCCAGAUGUCGGGGAAAGAAGUGACUGUUGUACCUGAUAAACAGGAAGGUUCUAGUGCAGACGGCGGUACUGAUGAGGUAAAUGGUGAUGCUAAAGCCGACGACAAGAAAGCUGACCCGGAAAUUAAAGAAGUAGGUGACGAACAGGGCACUGCUGCGAAUGACGAAGUCGAGGAAACUAAUUCUGACAACAAAGGGGAAGGUAGUGGAGAUGAGGAAGCCGAAGGUGACAACGAGGUUGAAACUGAAGGCGAAGGUGAACGGGAAGAAAGCCAGGUACCGAAGAAGGGAUCAAAGGUGGAUGCAAAGAAGGAUAAAAAGGUUUCUUCGAAAUCAAUAAAAAAUUCUGUAGAGAAGAAAGGGAAAAAAGAUUCUAGUUUGAAGGAGCCGGUCACGCCGACCAUUGAGAGGCCAGCCAGGGAGAGAAAGACAGUUGAGCGGUAUUCUGUGCCAUCGCCAGGCAGGUUUGGAAGGUCUUCUGCAAGCAAAGCUCUCUCAAUUGAAAAGGGCCGUGGCACUACGCUCAAGGAUAUUCCAAAUGUGGCAUUCAAAUUGUCAAAGAGAAAAGCUGACGACAAUCUGCAACUACUUCAUACAAUUCUGUUUGGAAAGAAAGCAAAGGCUCAAACCUUGAAAAGGAAUAUAAGCCAGUUUUCAGGUUAUGUUUGGGUUGAGAAUGAGGAAAAACAAAGGUCGAAGGUAAAGGAGAAGAUUGAAAAGUGUGUCAAAGAAAAAUUGGUGGAUUUUUGUGACGUGCUAAAUAUCCCAAUAAACAAAGCCAGUGUAAAGAAGGAGGAGCUCUCAGCAAAGUUAUUAGAAUUUUUGGAGUCACCGCAUGCUACAACUGAUGUUUUGCUGGCUGACAAGGAGCAGAAAGUCAAAAAACGACGGAGGUCCAGUUCAGGCAAGGCAGUUGGUUCCGGAGAAUCUGCAGAAGUGCCUGCUAAGAAACAAAAAUCUCAGCCUACAAAGAAGAGAAAACAUACCUCGGAUGUUGAGGAAGAAGAAGAGGAUGAUAAAGUUGAAGCCUCAAACGAAAAGGAUGUUUCUCAAGAUAAGGAAGAUGACGACGAUGAUGCAACUGCCUCAAAAGAAGAAAUCGAUGAAAAGGAUAAAUCAGAUGAGGAUGAAAAGACACCAGAGAAAAUGCCUAGUCCAAAGAAGCCAUCUAAGAAGGCUGGAAAAGAUUCUGGGUCUAAAUCUGUUGAAAAAUCUUCUUCUACAAAGAAAGUGGCUGUGAAAUCUGCUAAAGAAGCUGCAAAAUCAACUAAAAAAUCAUCUAGUUCGGCUUCAAAAAAGGAUGCUGUCAAAUCUGUUGCCUCACCAUCAAAGCCAAAGGGCUCAUCCAAAAAGCCAAAAGUCGAGGAAAAGAAGCCUGUAAAGGAAAAAUCUUCAGGCAAGAAACAGACGAGCAAAGCCCCUGCAAAGAUUUCGGUAGAAGAACAAGGCAAGGGAAAGAGUAGCAAGAAAGCUAAGAAAGAACCCAGCAGAGAGGAGAUGCAUGAAGUUGUAGUUAAUAUUCUGAAGCAAGUUGAUUUCAAUACUGCAACUUUGUCCGACAUUCUCAGGCAACUUGGUACCCACUUUGGUGUGGAUUUAAUGCAUAGGAAAGCAGAGGUGAAGGAUAUUAUAACAGAUGUGAUAAAUAACAUGAGUGAUGAAGAAGAGGAGGCUGAUGAUGAUGGUGGUGAUGAUACGGACAAAGAUGAGGAUAAGGAUGAGGAUGCUUAACUUGUUUAAUGUAUCCUUACUUUUCUGUAGCCCUGGCAGAAGAUCAUUUUACACUUUCCUGAAUGAUCAUCCCUUCAUGAUCUCCAUCUGCAGUUUGAUUGUUACAGUAAAUGUUUAGAUAUCUCUGGCAUGGUCUGUAUAAUGUACCAUAUAGAUUUAACAUUUUUGUAUGGUAACUUGUUAGCCUAGUCCCAUUUUUUCCCUUCCCCCGCAAACUAAUUGUAUUUUAGCCCCUCCCUAGACAAGUAGUUAGUUGAUUACAUCUUAAUGGAACAAGGUUUAAAGUAUUAGAUUGCAAAGCUGAUUAUGAUGAAUUCCUCUAUCUUGGUUGCGCUCGGUCAA
Messenger RNA from Cucumis melo (muskmelon), 2519 nucleotides. RefSeq names its product DEK domain-containing chromatin-associated protein 1. The transcript has 11 exons. Gene Ontology annotation, biological process: chromatin organization; regulation of double-strand break repair. Gene Ontology annotation, molecular function: histone binding; DNA binding. Bases 357 to 2177 code for a protein of 606 amino acids. NCBI's taxonomy places the organism in Eukaryota, Viridiplantae, Streptophyta, Magnoliopsida, Cucurbitales, Cucurbitaceae. Gene Ontology annotation, cellular component: nucleus. The record is from RefSeq and is a predicted model, not a curated record.